CGUGCCCGCGAGCGGGAGCCGGAGACGCCGCCGCCCGAGCGCAGCCGAGCGCACGCCGAGCCCGAUCGCCACCGCCAUGGCCACCACGGUGACCUGCACCCGUUUCACCGACGAGUACCAGCUAUACGAGGAUAUUGGCAAGGGGGCUUUUUCUGUGGUCCGACGCUGUGUCAAGCUCUGUACCGGCCAUGAGUAUGCAGCCAAGAUCAUUAAUACCAAGAAGCUGUCGGCCAGAGAUCACCAGAAACUGGAGAGGGAGGCUCGGAUCUGCCGCCUGCUGAAGCAUUCCAACAUUGUACGCCUCCAUGACAGCAUCUCUGAAGAGGGAUUCCAUUACCUGGUCUUCGAUCUGGUCACUGGUGGGGAGCUCUUUGAGGACAUCGUGGCAAGAGAGUACUACAGCGAGGCUGACGCCAGUCACUGCAUCCAGCAGAUCCUGGAGGCUGUUCUCCAUUGUCACCAAAUGGGGGUCGUCCACAGAGACCUCAAGCCUGAGAACCUGCUUCUGGCCAGCAAAUGCAAAGGGGCCGCAGUGAAACUGGCAGACUUCGGCCUGGCCAUCGAGGUUCAGGGAGACCAGCAGGCAUGGUUUGGAUUUGCGGGAACGCCAGGCUACCUGUCUCCUGAGGUCCUUCGGAAGGAAGCAUAUGGCAAACCCGUGGACAUCUGGGCAUGUGGGGUGAUCCUGUAUAUCCUGCUGGUGGGCUACCCACCUUUCUGGGAUGAGGACCAGCACAAGCUGUACCAGCAGAUCAAGGCUGGGGCCUAUGAUUUCCCAUCCCCUGAGUGGGACACCGUUACUCCUGAAGCCAAAAACCUCAUCAACCAGAUGUUGACCAUCAACCCUGCCAAGCGCAUCACGGCCCAUGAGGCCCUGAAGCACCCAUGGGUCUGCCAACGCUCCACGGUGGCCUCGAUGAUGCACAGGCAGGAGACUGUGGAAUGUCUGAAGAAGUUCAAUGCAAGGAGGAAGCUCAAGGGAGCCAUCCUCACUACUAUGCUGGCCACACGGAAUUUCUCAGCAGCCAAGAGUUUACUCAACAAGAAAGCAGAUGGAGUCAAGCCCCAGACAAACAGCACCAAAAACAGCUCGGCCAUCACCAGCCCCAAAGGAUCCCUCCCUCCUGCUGCCCUGGAAUCUUCCGAUAGCACCAACACAACCAUAGAGGAUGAAGAUGCCAAAGCCCCCAGGAUCUCUGACAUCCUGAACUCAGUGAGAAGGGGCUGUGGAAACCCAGAUGCCGAGGGACCCCUAUCAGUGGGGCCCCCACCCUGCUUGUCUCCGGGUCUCCUAGGCCCCCUGCCCACCCCGUCCCCCAGGAUCUCUGACAUCCUCAACUCAGUGAGGCGGGGCUCAGGGACCCCAGAAGCUGAGGGCCUCCCACCAGUGGGCCCCCCACCCUGCCCAUCUCCGACUCUCCCUGGCCCCUUGCCCACCCCAUCCCGGAAGCAGGAAAUCAUCAAGACCACAGAGCAGCUCAUUGAGGCCGUCAACAAUGGCGACUUUGAGGCCUAUGCGAAAAUCUGUGACCCAGGCCUGACUUCAUUUGAGCCUGAAGCUCUGGGCAACCUGGUCGAAGGGAUGGAUUUCCACAGAUUCUACUUCGAGAACCUGCUGGCCAAGAACAGCAAGCCGAUCCACACAACUAUCCUGAACCCGCACGUGCACGUCAUUGGUGAGGAUGCAGCAUGCAUCGCCUACAUCCGCCUCACACAGUACAUCGACGGCCAGGGCAGACCCCGCACCAGCCAGUCCGAAGAGACCCGUGUGUGGCAUCGCCGUGAUGGCAAGUGGCAGAAUGUACACUUCCACUGCUCGGGCGCUCCAGUGGCCCCACUGCAGUGAGAGCUGCGCCUGGUUUCACCGGACAGAGUUGGUGUUUGGAGCCCAGCCGCCCUCGGGCGCACGGCCUGCCUGUCGCAUGUUUGUGUCUGCCUCGUCCCCUCCCCUGGUGCCUGUGUCUGCAGAAAAAACAAGACCAGAUGUGAUUUGUUUUUAAAAAUAAGAUGAUGACAACGACAACCACACGCAAACAAAACAAACAAAAUAUUGGCAUCGGAUGAAAUGGAAAACAAACAAACCAACCUAAAGAAAGGAAAACGCUGUAAAAAAAAAAUCUGGCAUUUGUGGGGCCACCCCCCACCCAAGCUCCACAUGUGUCCGUUGCGCUCCUGGCUUUGGGGACCCUCAGGGCGUGAAUGUGCCCAUGCCGACCGUGUUAGUCUGUAGGUACCGCAUUCACCCCACACCUUGGGCGUCUGCAUCCUUCCUUCCAUGCAUGGGCCCCAUGUGCUAACCUGGCUGUUGUGGUGUCAGGUGUCUUGGGAAGGGCUGGGGGCUGCCUCCUUUCCUGCUAGUUGUGCCUGAGAGUUGCUGCUGUUCCUGCUUUCCCCUACCCGUCCCUCAUCCCAUGAAGGGGUGGGAGGGUGCUACUCUAGCCAAGGACCUACCUUUGCCCCAUGGAAUGUGUAGAAGUUUGUCCUCAAAGUGAUCAGAAAAGAUCCUGGGCUCUCAGCUCCAGUUCUUGGGGAGGGAGGUCUGGAGGGAGGGAUGUAUCUUGCCUCCAAGACUCUUGCCUGGCAGGGGUUAGUGAAGAAGGCACGCUCGCUGCAGUGCCUACCCGUCUAGCUAUGAAGAGAGGACUGGGCAGAGGAUGGCCUCCUUCCUGUUUGGGGUACUUGUCCCUUCCCUGCCACCAGCAGCUGAGCAACAGUGACCCACCCCUGGCCUAGGCAGUUCCUCUCUGAAGUUGGCAGCAGACCCUAAUGAAGACGGAGAACCUGAGAUACUGGAUGGAUGCUGGGAGCAGGCCAGGCUGCGUCUGGGGUGUUUGUCCACUGAGCUUGGAGUCUGGGUGCUCGAGACUUGUUUAAAUGUUGCAGAAUGUGGAAAAGAGGGGCCAGAAGUAGGGUUUUAGGUUUCUGGGCAAUGCAGGUCCAUACAAGUGUUUGAUGAAAUGGGAGUGCUUUCCUGUCCUGGGGCUAAAGAAGAAGCCAGAGCAUGUGCCAGCUAGAGGCACAUGGAAGGCCAAAAUUGGUUAGGGCUGUAUUGUGUAAGGCCCUUCCAGGUAGGCCAGAGACACAGCUUAGAGAGAAGGCAGGCUAGGGGCAGAGAUAUAUGGGUGUGGGGCCUGGAUACCAGUGGGUGGAGGGAGGAUCCAUUAGAACAGUGUGCCACCUCCAGGUCCCAGUGGUGCUCCUAGUGUCAGCUGCCUGGACUCAUUGUGGGUAGCCCUGGCCCUUGGUGACAGAGGGAAUCAUCAAAGCUGGACAUGUUACAAAGUCAGGCUAGGGAAACAGGUAUGAAGCCGGGAUGGGUGGGGUGGUCAGAGGCUUUGAUUGCAGAGAUCCAUGGGCCUCCACCCCAACGCUGCCCACUUUAAGUUCACGUCAUUUUCAACCAGGAUUUUCUUUAUCUUUUACUACAAAUCAAGUCAAGGGAGGGGCACAAAGUGGGGAACGGGACACAGGAUCCUAACUGCAAGGGGACUGUCCACCUCCAGACACUCAGUGGAUACCACCUUUCAUCCACACUGUGCCCAGGACAGCUGUCCCCUACCCAUGGACACAGGGUAAACACCUGCCAGGCUCCCCUCGAGUGGCCCAAGGCCAUGGGACAGUGGCAGGGCUUGCCACGGACAGUGUGCGGCCCUGUGGCCUGCCACCCUGGCAUCCUGGGGUCUCCUUUCGUCUCCCACCCACCUUGUUAUCUCCACAAAGCUGCCUGUCUGGGAUAAUUUGGGUUGUUUUUUUUUUUUUUCUGGGGGACAAUUCUUUUGCAUGACCCUCUAAAGAGCAGGACGCUCCUGCUCUCCUGGCUAGGUGUUCACAGGUGGUGGCGUCGACCGCUGGCCAGUGCUGUAACGUGUCACUGCCUGCAGUACUGGUGGCCCUCCUCUCUUCUCUCUUUUUGCUGAGUUCCAUUGUCUUUUCUUUCUGAGCCUUGUAGGUGUACAAAACUUAUUCUUAUUUUGUUCUGUCUCGGGAAACUGCAAAUAAAAAAAAAAAAA
Messenger RNA from Grammomys surdaster, 4010 nucleotides. It is a transcript of the gene Camk2b, whose product is annotated as calcium/calmodulin dependent protein kinase II beta. Gene Ontology annotation, molecular function: calcium/calmodulin-dependent protein kinase activity; ATP binding; calmodulin binding. NCBI's taxonomy places the organism in Eukaryota, Metazoa, Chordata, Mammalia, Rodentia, Muridae. Gene Ontology annotation, biological process: protein phosphorylation. The record is from RefSeq and is a predicted model, not a curated record. The transcript is spliced from 21 exons. The coding region runs from base 77 to 1846 and encodes 589 amino acids. Gene Ontology annotation, cellular component: cytoplasm; neuron projection.